This is a messenger RNA of Necator americanus (New World hookworm), 1164 nucleotides long. RefSeq lists its product as uncharacterized. Gene Ontology annotation, biological process: protein transport to vacuole involved in ubiquitin-dependent protein catabolic process via the multivesicular body sorting pathway. The record is from RefSeq and is a predicted model, not a curated record. Gene Ontology annotation, molecular function: phosphatidylinositol-3-phosphate binding; ubiquitin binding. The coding region runs from base 1 to 1164 and encodes 387 amino acids. The transcript is spliced from 10 exons. Lineage: Eukaryota; Metazoa; Nematoda; Chromadorea; Rhabditida; Ancylostomatidae. Gene Ontology annotation, cellular component: late endosome membrane; ESCRT II complex.
AUGGACAGAUUAACAUGGUAUCAACCGGGUGAAAGCUUAGAAGAUCUUCUAUGUCAAGCUGGACAUGUGGGCAUUUACGAAGGAGAUUUGAAACACACUGCGUUCGAGCAAGGCACAGCCUCAUUAACAUUGCAUCGAGUUAUAUGGGCAGAUUCAAGUGAUCCGGAUCGGCGCCUCAUUCUUCACCAUUCUCUGGUAAAAUCGACGGAAAGGCACCAUAAGUCGAUGUUUAGUCGUGGUGGCAAGAUAAUUGUCCGCCUUGAGCCAGCUCCACCGAAUAAUGUCGGACCGCAAAGAACGAGCUGCCACAAUUAUAUCCGUUUCGUGUUCCGCAAUGGCGGUGAAGACGAUUUUCACAGGAAAUACGAAGAGGCGCUGAAACGAAAAACAUGGCAGCGGUCAAGUUCCGGGUCGAGUUCUGGUGGUUCAAGAACCAGUCAGGGAAUUCAAAUGCGCCCUGUAGGCAUUGCGGGGCUUGAGAAAAGGCUUGCAGAAAACCAUCAGCGAACACAUGAGACAAUCAGUCAGGCAUUCGAAGAUAUGUCAAGGCUUAUGGAGACUGCUCGUGACAUGGUUAGCCUGUCGAAAAGUAUAGCAGAAAAGCUGCGCUCCCGGCGUGGAGAAAUUACGGAAGAUGAGACCAUCGCAUUCAAGUCAUAUCUAUUAUCGUUGGGAGUAUCAGAUCCUGUGACGAAAUCCGCUUAUGGUAGCGGAGCUGUUUAUUUCGAGAAGCUUGGAGAAGAGUUGUGUACAGUUCUAGCUGAGCCGCUGAAGGAAUGCGGUGGAAUGAUGACGUUGCCCGAAGUGUAUUGCCGAGUGAAUCGCGCUCGCGGCCUAGAACUGUUGUCGCCUGAGGAUUUACUGAAUGCUUGUCAAGCACUCAGCAGAAAACCAAGUUCACCAAUGGAACUGCAUCGAUUCGCUACCGGUGUCAUAGUGCUGCAGUUGAAAACAGCUUCAGUUGAGAGUAUGGUGGAAGCAACAGCAGAAUUCGUUAAGAAAAACGGCAGCGCCACCGCAAGUGAAUUGGCGACGAACGAGGGAAUCACAGUUAUUCUAGCGAAAGAAAGGCUACUAGCUGCUGAAGAACAAGCUGUAUUAUGUCGUGAUGACUCCACAGAGGGACUUAAGUUUUAUCCGAAUCGAUUUCUUGUGGAUGUCUAG